Messenger RNA from Rodentolepis nana, 1179 nucleotides. The record is from the annotation of a GenBank genome assembly. NCBI's taxonomy places the organism in Eukaryota, Metazoa, Platyhelminthes, Cestoda, Cyclophyllidea, Hymenolepididae.
AUGUCGGCUGAUAUCGAAAUGAGACUUAUGGAUGUGCAAGAAGUUUCUAAAACAGAACCAGGGAAGAAACCUUCUAAAGCUUCAAUACGCAAUCAGAAAAGAAAAGCUGCUCGUGAAGCCAAGAAAGCCCUUGGUUCUACGAAACCAUCGAAAGCAAAUCUAGAACCUAGACUACCUAGUUCGAUCGUUUUUCCAGAGAAUGCUCACGACAAAACCCUGGAGGGUGAACAAUUAUUGGCCGAAAUUAAAAGACGAAUAAGUGAAAAGAAUUCCCAAACAGUGCGAAUAAAGCCAGUAUCAAAAAAAUGUUCCCCUCUAUUGCUUCAAACUUUAUGCCCCACUUCUAUUGCUGUCCGUAUUCCUUCCAAGAAAAACUGCAGGCAAACUGCUCUUGAGGCGAAAACCAUUGCGAACGAUCUGAAUGGGAAAAUUUUCGACGAUAGGCCAAUCAAUGCAGCUGUCUGUAGUAAUAGUCCAUCGGACGUUAACAAUUGGAAAUCUUUGGAACAACGUACACUUGAGGAUUUUGAUUUGUCUAGCCUCUUUAUUUCUAAUCUACCGCGCUUUGCUGACCGUUCAGAUCUUGCUCAAAUCUUCCGAACUGCCGAUAAGAUUAAUUUUAUGAAUAUGCCAGAUGGCAAUUGUAAAGGAUUCUGUAUUCUAAGAUAUCGUAAUCGAGCUGAGGCCUUGAAAGCUUUCCUCAGUCGCCAUGGUACACUGUACAGAGGAAUACCAAUCUUUGUAAACUUUGAGAUCAAGCCUAAGUCCAAGACAUGUGCUAAAAAGAUAGAUGAAACCAUUCCAAACGAUGGUGUAAUUAAGUCCACCCCAGAGCCUACUGAUCAAGAGGAAAUGGAGCAAUCCUUAUUUGUAAAGGAGGCUGAAGAUGUUAAUCGUAAACGCAAAGCUUUGGGGGACAAAGAGGAAGUCUCAAAUGAAGUUACCCAACCGGCUAAGAGACGUCGUUUAGAAAAUAGAGAUGAAGGUGCAAAAGAUGUCAAGAAAAAUGACAAAAAGUCAGUAGUGAAAAAGGGAAAGAAACCCGCCGCUGAGGAAGUGGAUGCAGAUUUCGAUAUCCUAAAGUUGCCUGAAAAGACGAAGAAGGCCAAGCUCCAACCCUAUCAACUUGCGAGGAAAAAGGCAGUCAAACAAGUGAAGGCCAAACCCUCAUGGAAAUAA